Messenger RNA from Ustilaginoidea virens, 600 nucleotides. RefSeq lists its product as uncharacterized. The transcript has 3 exons. Gene Ontology annotation, biological process: ribosomal large subunit biogenesis. NCBI's taxonomy places the organism in Eukaryota, Fungi, Ascomycota, Sordariomycetes, Hypocreales, Clavicipitaceae. Bases 1 to 600 code for a protein of 199 amino acids. Gene Ontology annotation, cellular component: nucleolus. The record is from RefSeq and is a predicted model, not a curated record.
AUGAGAGUCGACCCGUGCUAUUUCUGCGGUCGCCCGACCUUCCCCAGCAAGGGCAUACUCUUCAACCGCAAUGACGGACGAUCAUUUAGAUUUUGUCGGAGUAAAUGCCACAAAAACUUCAAGCACCGCCGAAACCCGAACAAGCUCAAAUGGACCAAGGCGUCGCGCAUCAAGGCCGGCAAGGAGAUGACGGUCGACAGCACGCUGCUGUUUGGCGCGCGCCGCAACGUCCCCGUCCGGUACAACCGCGACCUCAUGGAGAAGACGCUGCAGGCCAUGGCGCGCGUCGGCGAGAUCAGGGCCCGCCGAGAGCGCGUCUUCUACAAGCGGCGCAUGGCGGGCAACCGGGCCCGCGAGGUCGCCCAGGCGCGGAAGCUGGUGGCCGAGAACGCGCACCUGCUGCCGCGCCUCCGCGGGAGCGAGCUGCGUCGGCUGCGCGAAGCCCGCGAGGAGGACGGCGACGUGGCCAUGGACGUCGACGACGAGACGCUGCAGGACGCCCGGGUGGCCUCGAAGCGCAAGAGCCAGGUGUUUGGUGGUGAGCAGAGGCGGCUCAAGGUUCGCAUCGGUGGGGAGACGGACAUGGCGCAGGAUUCGUAG